Molecule: messenger RNA, 393 nt
Organism: Microthlaspi erraticum
Lineage: Eukaryota; Viridiplantae; Streptophyta; Magnoliopsida; Brassicales; Brassicaceae
Source: the annotation of a GenBank genome assembly
AUGGAUACUGGUAACAACAAUAAUCUUCCCACUAUUCUAAAAUGCAACUUCCCUCCUUACGGCAAAGACUAUCCUGGAGGUUUAGCCACUGGAAGAUUUUCUGAUGGAAGAGUUCCCUCUGAUCUAAUUGAUUUCUCGUCGCCAUCAAGGAAGCGUUUUCUUCUCAUUCAUCUUUUUUUUCUUUCCGCUCUUUGCAUCGUGGUGGCUCUCUUUCCGGCGGCGUCGCGUCUUCAGCUUUUGAAUCUCUGUUUGGACUCGGUGGUGUCGUUCUCCGGCGUUCCUGCGUGGUGGCUUGACUCGGGGAGGAGUGUGGCAUCUUGGUGCUCUCCUCCGGUGAGGUUUCCCGUGUUCUCUCCGCCUCUGCUUUCGUUUGCUCGGCGGCUUUCGGCAUAG